AUGACGUGCACAAGAGCUUCAAUAGCGAUUGCUUUGUCGCUUAUGCUCCUAAUUGCAAUCUUUGUCUUGAUCAUGGUCCAAGAAGGAUCUCAAAGUCCAGGACAAAAGGGUCCUUCGUCGCAUUUGAGACCGAUCCAUAGUGAAAACGAGAAUGCUGAAAACGAGAACCACUCAAAUGCUGGAAAAGAUGUACCAUCUUUGCUUUGGAGCGACGAGUUUGAUGGCGAUGAGCUGAACCCACAGUAUUGGUUAUAUGACACUACCAAAUCACUCUUAGAGCAGCAACAACAAAAUGAAAAUCAACUGCAGGAUGAUAUCAAGUUGGAUCCAGUCAAUAUGGACUUCGAAUACUACGAUUCUCAUGCAGUUGUCGUAAAAGACGGGCUGCUUACCAUUUCCACCCAGCAAGUUAUCAAUGCUGCGGUUCCCUUUGUGUCUGGAAGAAUAAAGACUCAAGAGAAGGUUAUGUUCCAGUAUGGUACUAUUGAGGCUCGCAUACGGAUCAGAAGCAGCUGUGAACCCGGUGUCGAUGUCUGUGUCAGCUCGCGCAACCUUUCGCCUUCCUUAUGGACUCGGGGCAACGGAUCAACAUCCUUUGGAGAACCGACAAUGGGACAAGUGGACAUAUUCACCGCAUCUAUCCCAAAGAGGAGAAGAGCAUUGGCAAAUGGUCACCGAAUGUUAUCGUCAUCGAUACCAACACAAUCGAUACUAUUAGACAGCCAGUUAGAAGCAAACGCAAAUGGAAUUGAGAAGGACUUGGAUUUAGACCACUCUUGGAACGGUCACUCGGGAGCAACUUGGAUCACAUCCGAUCCGAACAGUGACAGUGAAAGACUCAUCAAAAAGUCGAUGCAUGAUGAUUUUCCAAUUGAAAACUGGAUGAAUCAAGACUUUCAGAUUUACACGUUCGAUUGGACACCGACUCGAAUGGCAACUUAUAUUGACGACGAACUCGUCUUUGAAAUGGACAUAACAGAUGGAUCGUGUGGAGACUGCCAAGAUUUCCAUCGACCUCACUACCUGCUAUUGGCUAUCACAGUGUUGGAUUCGCCAUCAUGGGCAUUAUCGUCCUCGUCAACACUGGAUCUGACGGUGGACUACAUCCAUUUGUUGGACAACGGGUUUGCCAAGGUUUCCACGAUGCCUGAUGAGACAAGGCGGCAGCUGUGA
Molecule: messenger RNA, 1173 nt
Organism: Cylindrotheca closterium
Lineage: Eukaryota; Bacillariophyta; Bacillariophyceae; Bacillariales; Bacillariaceae
Source: the annotation of a GenBank genome assembly